CCCAAGACAUCCCAUCCAUCCCAAAUUCCCCACCACAGUUCCAAUUACACCACCCACAGAGCCGCAACCUCAAAAUUCCGCACACCCACUUCGAUCGAUGCGAUGUUCCGCCUGCGCGCACUCCUCCCACGGGUUGCCCGCCUGAGUGCCCAACCACGACCACCACGCUUCCCCGCGCACAGCAUCCUCGCCGCGCGGAAUGUCCUCACGCGCGCCUUCUCUCGCACCCCGCACCUGCGCGGCGCGCGCGCCGCCGCCCCCACGCCCACCCCCGCCAGCACCGCCACCACCGCCCAUCCCAACCCACGCACGCUAAUUUACUAUGCGGGCAAACGCACGAUCUACCUGGGCACGCUGAAGCUGUACACCGUGCUGCUGUUCAGCUACACGUCGCUGCUGGUCGCGCCGCAGCUCAUCCAAACAGAUCACGCAGACCUGCUGAAGAAGUUGCGGCUGCCCACUGAUCUGCCCCGUUGGGUGCUCCCGACGGUGUUUGUCCUCGGCGCCGCGGUGCCGCUGGUCUUUGUGUCCUGGCUUAGUCCGCCGUACGUAACGCACAUGUACGUGCUCCCGCCGCCGUGGGCACGCAACUCGCCAGUCCGGCUGCUGCGGUACAUCGAGACGAUGGGGUCGGGGGCUUCGGUAGAGCUGGGGACGAUCCGAUGGUUCGGGCGGCCAAAGGUGGCACGCGUCACGCUGGGAGAGCUGCGCUUCGAUAGGCAGCGAUGGGGCUGCGUCAACACCGUUCAGAAGAAGGGCCCCGGGAAGUGGUAUGUCGACUGGAGAGGCUCGCCGAGUAAAAUGCAGGUGCCGGAGGGCGCGACGGAGGCGUUGGGGACUAGGGUGCGCACGUUGGAGCGGGAGCGGGGGUAGAGUGGGUGCGAUGGGGGCGGUGGGAGAAAAGUGGUGAUCGGCAUAGGGGAUGGGGUCACUGG
Tricharina praecox is the source of this 935-nucleotide messenger RNA. RefSeq lists its product as uncharacterized. The transcript has 2 exons. The record is from RefSeq and is a predicted model, not a curated record. Lineage: Eukaryota; Fungi; Ascomycota; Pezizomycetes; Pezizales; Pyronemataceae. Bases 103 to 873 code for a protein of 256 amino acids.